CAUAAGUUUUCAUUUAUUUAGUGUGUGCAGUGUGUUUGAGUUACAUCUCCAAGCAGGUUUUACCAGACGAUCGCGAAUAACGUGUUUCUCAUCCAAGUUGUUUGAAUUUAAAAAAAUAAAUGACUGCCAAUGUAGAUUCUGGUCGAUUCGUGAAAUGACCGUUGGAUCAGUCCAUCGCAGAUAGUUCUCUCUAGUGUACGUUAUUACUUUGGAGUUUUAAAUAAAAAUUAAAUAAUUUAGUUUCUAUAGAAAUCGUUGUGUUUGCUAUGGAUAGAGCAUUAUUAUUCAUCUCGCUGGUCAUUUGUAUUUCUUCUGUGAUAUCACAAUUUUUUCCUGAUGGCGUGUCAGAUCUACCUGACUCAGAGUACGAUAAGACAUCAACGCGGGAAGCCCAUACGCACAGACAUCGUCUCCUUCCGAUGCAAUUGGCAGCAUCCACACAGAGAAUCUCCACCGAUGGCAGAAUAAUUUUUCCUGGUAAUCCGAUAAUCUCCAGGAUGGCCCCUGACCUCCCACUUUCCUGCUCCGACUCAACUUUCUGCGAGAACGUCCCUAAUUAUCCCAAAGAGUUCAUUAUGAAUGCAAUCAAGGCGAGACGUAACGAAUUCAUGCACUUGGCAAUUGUCGAUCCUCCAUUCGAUGUCGGUCAGAGAAUCGGAGUGUCAGAAUUCGAAUCUCUCUGCGAUACUGAUGCCACUAUUGUUUUUCCCAAAGCAGCCAAAACUAUCAAGGACGAGUGGUUGUUCAUCGUCAAUACAGAAUCUGAAAGGGAUAACGAAAAAAAUUUCCAACAGGGAUUUCGUAUCCAGAGGUGCAGCAAUCCAAAUGACACCUGCAGGAUUGUGGAUCAUGCUGCUGCAGCAUCGGGAUACGAUACAGUGUGCAAACAGCAACAUAUCGUCCGACAAGCCCUGGGAGUUAAGAAUGGGGAGCUCACAGAAGGUGUAAUUAUGCUCCCUACUAGUUGCUGUUGUUAUCUACGGUACAGGGGUGUAGCGAGGGGUGAAGUAUCCUCCCGGAUGGCUGACAUGAGCAGCGAGAGUGCUCCGCAGAAAGGCAUGUCACGUCAUUAAUUAUUAUUGAUUGCAAAUCAACACGAUGUUGAUGAAUGUGAAAAGACAGAGGGCUGAUUAGUUAUAAUUAUGUGGAAUUUUUGAAGCGAAAGUGUGGCGGUUAUUUUACCAUGUUUUUUUUAUAACAAUUUUUUUUGUCUCAACGUAACAUUCAAAUUCCCAUGUAUCUGAUGUUGAGCUAAAAUCAUCCAAGCAUUAAAGAUUUUUUUUUUUUACAAA
Molecule: messenger RNA, 1292 nt
Organism: Fopius arisanus
Lineage: Eukaryota; Metazoa; Arthropoda; Insecta; Hymenoptera; Braconidae
Gene: spz
Product: Spaetzle domain-containing protein
Exons: 4
Coding region: 267-1073 (268 amino acids)
Biological process (GO): central nervous system formation; innate immune response
Cellular component (GO): extracellular region
Molecular function (GO): Toll binding; growth factor activity
Source: RefSeq, a predicted model, not a curated record